AUCAUCGACGAGCUAUCUAGCUCUCUACAUUGUAUACUUCUAAAAAAAAAAUCUCGGAAAUGGCUUCUGGGGCUUGGAGAAUCGUUUUGUUAUCUCUUUUUUUCUUUAAUGUUUUUGUGGUGAGUGUUGUUGCGAGGGAUAUUGCAGUUACUUCGAAGGAAGAUGAGGAGGAGAAGACGUUAGACCAUGGGAAGGGAGAUGGCUUUGGUGUUGGACUCGGUGGCGGUGGCGGUGGCGGCUUCGGAGGCGGCGGAGGGUUUGGUGGUGGUGCUGGUGGCGGCUUUGGCAAGGGUGGUGGAGGAGGCGGUGGUUUCGGAAAGGGUGGUGGAGGAGGUGGUGGUUUCGGCAAGGGUGGUGGAGGAGGCGGUGGUUACGGCAAGGGUGGUGGAGGAGGCGGCGGUUUCGGAAAGGGUGGAGGAGGAGGUGGAGGCUGUUGCAAGGGUGGAGGUGGCGGCGGCGUUUAUGGAAAGGGUGGAGGAGGCGGCGGUGGCUUUGGAAAGGGUGGGGGAGGCGGCGGCGGCUUUGGCAAGGGUGGUGGAGGCGGUGGCGGUUUUGGCAAGGGUGGAGGCUUUGGAAAGGGUGGUGGUUAUGGAGGAGGACAUGGGAAAGGUGGUGGAUAUGGUGGUGGUGGCUUUGGAGGAGGAGGACAUGGGAAAGGUGGUGGAUUUGGAGGUGGCGGUGGCUUUGGAGGGGGACACGGAAAGGGCGGUGGAUUUGGCGGAGGUGGUAAGGGUGGUGGCUACGGUGGCGGUGGUGGAUAUGGAGGCGGUGGCUUUGGUGGCGGUGGUGGCUAUGGUGGCGGCGGAGGUGGUGGCAUUGGACACCCCUAAAUUAAGCUCACGAUGUAUGUAUAGUUAGUGAUCAUGAGAUGGAAGCAAAAAUAAUAAGUUCACAAAUUUGAUAGUAUUUUAAGCGCAUGCAUACCUAAUAUGAUAGAGGUUUGGCGCAACUAGUAAUAAUCUCCGUCAUGUCUUCUGCUGCGUAUUCUCUUCUAUGAAAUUAAGUUCAUGUAUUCUUCAAUAUAAAUGAUAGAAAAGAGUAGAGUGGCAAUUAUGUACAAGUGCGUAUCUGCUUUCCUUAAUAAAAUCUGUCUACUUUUUGAGUUAUA
Morus notabilis is the source of this 1108-nucleotide messenger RNA. RefSeq names its product glycine-rich cell wall structural protein-like. The record is from RefSeq and is a predicted model, not a curated record. The transcript has a single exon. Lineage: Eukaryota; Viridiplantae; Streptophyta; Magnoliopsida; Rosales; Moraceae. Bases 60 to 830 code for a protein of 256 amino acids.